CUCCAAAGGGAGGUAAGUGAUGUUAGGAUUUACGUACAUUGGGUAAGGAUGGCGGCGAGUUUGGAAAGAGAAGACGAAGACGAUUCGGCAAGAUUGUUGACAUUUCUUGAUGAGGCAGAGAAGCGAGUAGAGAGUUUCCGGACACAGGCUGUGUACCUGAUGCAGGAGAAGGCGAGUCUGUUGACAGUCCUGCAACAACUGAAGGAAGAGAGUCUAAAAUGUUCAUUGUCCGAGGGUGAUCGCCAACAGUUCCUUGCCAACCUUGAUCGCCUUCGGAAGAGAUCAAAGUCGGCCACCAUUGAGGUGAAUACUGUCCGGAAUGAAACACAAGAGGAAGCCUUGAGUAAGAUCAAUGACAUUCUGGACAAGUUAAAGUGUGAGUUCAACGAUCAACCUGAGAAGUGUUGGCAACAGCUUCAGAUUUACUACAACACCUGUCUGGCAGAGAGCCGUGGGGCAGUGGACGCCCGCUUCCAGAACCUGGUUCUAGACUGCACCGUGGACGAUCAGAAGAACCUCCGACGGAAACUGGACAGCUGGCUAAGGAACGAGGACAUUAUGUCAAAUGGAAGAUUAUGACAGUUUGUGUGUCUCUGGAUGAUUAGAAGAAAAUCCGUUGGAAACUGGACAACUGGCUUAGGAACCAAGACAUAUGUCAAAUGAGAGACUAUGACCGAUGACAGUUUGUGUGUCUAGACAGUUUGUGUGUCUAGACACUGAACUAGGGCUGUAAUGGCAAAAUAUUACAUGUCUUAUUGUGAGGUGAUAUGAUACAUGGAAACUGCACAGUUGCUAUGUUUUGAUGUUUCAUCAUCAGAGGUUGACCUGGAACAGAGGAUUCAGACCGUGUGCACAUCUGAUACAUAUCAGCAGAAAAAAGGUUUUGUGAAAUUAAUCUUCAUGCCAUAUUACAUGUCACCCUUAUAUAUUCUUGUUGCAUGACCUCACAACACCAGUAGUGGAUUAUGGCAAGGAAGGUUGUGAUGCACCUCUGUUCCUUAAAUCAUUACUCCCAAUGCUGGACAAGUGGUUCAAGACAUUUAGGAACUGUGUCCACCUGCAGUGAUAGCAAUGUGUCUGGAUGAAUCCUAACUGACAGCUUGAGUGUUCGAUCACCACAAGAAUGUUCCCGAGAUGGUUAUUCCAUGAGAACUGUUCUGGAGACAGUUAUAAUGCUUAGUAUUAUCCAUGUUAUCCAUAUUGGUAACAGCUUGCCACCCUGUCUUGUGGUUGGAAUCCGGUAUGAUAGCAGUGCUUAGGCGGUGCUGAUAUUAUUUUGUAGUGCCUGUGCAGUUUGAAAACAAAUAUCCAGUGAUCCAUUUUGCAUGUCAUACCCAUUGUUUCUUUUAUCCUAACACUGCUUCACUGGUCUGUCGUCAUGAUUAUGAUACAGCUUGUCAUGUGUUGGGGUUGGAUUCAGGUGCAACUUUCUUAGACUCUUUCUGCUUCACUGGUCCGUAUUCAGAGUAUUUAGCUUUUUGUAAGAUAUGAAUUUUAAGUCUAGAUGAUUUGAUAAAUUCCAUACUUUCCAUACUUUACUUUGGUUUAUUCUGGGUGCACUUAUGCUUUUUGACUAUCACCCUUUAUUCACACUUAACAAUGGAAAGGCAGGGGGAAAUCACCAUAUUCGCGUGAAACUGUAAUCUUUACAUGUGAUGCGAUUGCGUCUAAAUGAACUUACCUAUGGUUAUUAAGAACUCAAAGGGACCACUGAUUCUAGUUCGUCAUUAACCGUAGUUCGUCAUUAUCAUAGAUACAGCAUAUAUACAGCAAAUGGACGGGCCCAAAAAAAAAGUUUGUUAUGUCCGUCAGUAUGUUAUGAGUAUGUUCGUUAUAAAUGUAGUAUUUGUUUUCACCACAUUUUCACAAAAUGUUGCUCUUUCAGCAUGUUCAGAAAACAUCUAAUAUCUAUAUAUUUGCUAUGUGUUUUAACCAAUGGAAAAGUAGGUGCACUAUUUCAUGUUUCCCUGAUUUUGCAGAGACAUUCCAUCAAUGAUUCCAUAGUUUCAUUUCAAGGUCAUCUCAAACUAUCCUGUCUCCAACAUUGGCCGACUGUUUAGUGUCACUCCAUACAAAGGGGGCUCAAGACGAAACUGUAGUAGUGAUUGGUGAAUCAAGGGUAUUUAUCAUAAUGGAGAUACAAGAACAAGUUUAAGCAUGAACAUAAUGAUAGUGUGGAGGUCUUUGGCAUAACACUAAGGUUAGCAGUGAAAUAUUUAUGGAGUCGCUAGAUUCAAAUAAAAUGGCAGCAAACCUCAGGGACACUGGGAGACUCCUUGGUUUCAAGUACUGGAGAUAUAGUGAACUGGAUAACUGAGGAUGUGUUGCUAAAACUCGGAGAUGAAGUACUUGUCAAGUAGUUUCCAGGAUGGAUCUGGUUGGAGCGGCAGGUCUACUGCGUCACUUUGUUUGGAUCCAUCUCGGCUAAACUUUAAGUAAGGUUUGUAAGCAUGAUCCAAAGAUCAAACGUUGCUUUUGUUGACCAUGUUAACAAAAUCAAAGUGACAGCAAAGGGAGGGAACUCCCAUUAUGAACAAACAUUUAUCCGUUCCAUAACCAUGAUAGCUUGAAAUCAAAGAAGGGAGAUAACUCUACACUCUCUACCAAAUUUACACCUGGUCCUGUCAAUAAUGUGAAGAUAUAUUCUUGUUGAUUUUCAUGUUUAACAUUUAAUGAGUAGGAUGAGAAAUACAUGUUUUUGUUCUGACCAUUUGAUUAUAUGCAAUCACAGCAUGAUCGCUCUGUCUCACUCCUGUGUAUUGAAAAAACAAAUACUUGUGUUUCAGGUAACCAGACUGAUCCAUUGUUUUAUUUGCAACCUAAAUGUCUUUAUCACAGUUUGAAAUGUUAACAUUCUCAAAAGUCAGAUGUUUCUGCAUAAUGUAAUUGCUAUAGCUAUUUUGACCCACAAAUUUUAGACUGCAACUAACAUCAGUUCAGUUCGAUUCAAGCCAUCUGGGUUACAUAUUUUUAAUCAUUGUUAAAAAGACUAAUAAUGGCCUGGUGUGACUGUAAGUGGCUUUUGCUAACAUUUAGAUCAGAUUGCAGCAAAAGUAAGUGACAGAGGUCUGCUGGUCUCUCUCUCUCUCUGUGUGGGGUGGGGGUGGGGGGGAUUGUGUAUUGAGAUUAGAUAUUUUUUCAGCCACACCUAUAAAAACAGGUUUUUAAAAAAAUUAAAACAAUGAGCCUUAAAUUUUUAAAAAAGAAUAACAUUUAAAAACAAACUGAGCCUGAAUUUUUUAAAAAGGAUAACACAUUUUAUAUAAGAAUAACACAGAAUAUAAUGUGUUAGUAAAAAUUUCUUGACACAAGAUGUUUGAUUUGAGCUGUGAUUGAGAGUUGAUGGAAUAAUUUCAUAAAAUAUUUCAUUUCUUCUGAUUUGUUACAUAGAUACUCGAUGAUGUGAAUCCCAGUAUUGAAAACUGGUAUAACUAGGAAUUGUUCCUCUGAAAAGCUGCCUGUUGUUGAUUUCUCUCUUCCUCAGAGGGACUUAGGUUUCGAAAUAGGUCCCUACAACCUAUGCUGGUCCUAAGGUGACCAAAGGGAUGAGGUGAUCAGGCUAGCAGGUGAUGGUGUGGGUCGUUGCUCAUAAUAUCAAUCACUAGAUUGUCCUAUCCAGAUUUGUUUAUUUGGAGGCAAAUGUCAAAAAGCUGGAAUAUUGCUGAGUGUGGCAUUACUCAGCAAACAACAAACUUGAUUUCUCUUGGUGGAAUUGAUUCCAAAUCUGGUUCCAGGAGAUCUACACACUCCUUGCUGGAUGAAUGGGUCUCUGGGGUCAGUGUGAGAACCGGAAAACACAGGGAAAGAAUGGCACAAAAUAACUUGACAGCUUUUUUACCUAGAAUAUUGAUAGAUGUCAUUUUGAUGUUGACACAUUUUUUUUAAAGUAUUUGGGAGGGUUUGUUAUUUCAUGUUGAAUAGUGUUGACCUAACCUAAUGUCACCAUCAACAUUCACAUCACACAGCACCACACAACACACCCAUUUUCAAAUCUCAUAUGGACCACAAUUACAUUAACAAAUAAGUAGCACCUUUGUGUGUUUUUUACAUUCAUCAACCUUAUAAAUACAUUUCAAGACUAGUCCAGAAGACUAGUGUGAACCUUAUUUCACAGGCCCUAGUGUAGAUUGUAGCUAGUCCGGCAAGAAUGAGACAGACAUGUUUACUAUGUUCACAUUUUCUUUCCCUUAUACCAGUGUUCGAAAUACCUGCCUGCCCGACUGUCCGAGACGGGUUGAUUUCAACUCGGGCUGCCAGAUUUUCAAAUCCCCCUGCCCGACGGUCGGGUUAUAUUUCAUAUGUGACAAUAUUCGAAAUAUUUCCCGAUGAUAAUCAUUAAUUCACAUGUAAAGAUGAAUGAUAAAAUGUAACCAAAAAGAAAUCCCGUUAGCUUAUCCUGAGAAACAUAUGAUUAUAGUGGGCAGGCAGGUUUUGGUCAGGGCUGGCAAGUAUUUCAGCUAGCCAGUCCUGUGGUCUGGGUGAAAUUUUUGGGAGUUUCAUACCCUGCUUAUACAUGUAGUCAGAUCCAGUUUGAAGCAAAAUAGAAGCUUUGGCAGCUGGUGCAGAAUUAUAGAUCUUAUUGCUGCUGGUCAAUGAGGACCACCAUCAGUGGAGUUGUCCUCAGCACAUUUUAGUAGUCUCAGGCUUGCAAAUUGUGUUAAUUUGAACUUGAAGGCUGUAUAGCAAAAUCCAUCAAUAUCUCCCCACUCUGAUUGUCUGAUUUGAAAUCCAUCCUCUCCUUCCCUCCCUAAAGUUAAGAAAAACCCUUAAAGAAAUCCUCAAAUUAUCUCAGCAUGGGUGGAAUCAUUAUUAUCAUUAUUACUAAAUCUCAAACUGACAACUCAUGCUGCAAAGCUGCAUUUCUGGGAAAUGACUUACAGUAAAAGGAAUGCCAAUGGAUCUUAAGUGUCAAUUCAUAAUAAAAUUAGUAAGUAGAGCCAAGGACAGUAAUUAAUACCUAGAACCAUCAGUACAUCAAAUGUAGUCAGUUAUACUUUCAUGUUCAUAGAUCAUGAAAAUAGUCUUUGAGAUUUGACCACCCUUUUACCCCCAAACUGACAAACAAAGGAUUAGAAUUACUUCGGGCUGCAUUACAGGAUGGAUAGAAUUUGGACUUCAUUACUUUCAGCAGAUUAUGAACAUGGUGUUGAUACUUUAUUGUUUUCAAUUUGUUUUGUUGUAAAUGGAUUUAUAAUGUUGCAGUCUUCAUGGCAAUUUUUUUUAAUAAAACACAUCAAUAAAUAAAA
This is a messenger RNA of Haliotis rufescens (red abalone), 5246 nucleotides long. Its product is annotated as BAG family molecular chaperone regulator 2-like. Gene Ontology annotation, biological process: protein stabilization. Gene Ontology annotation, molecular function: protein-folding chaperone binding; adenyl-nucleotide exchange factor activity. The record is from RefSeq and is a predicted model, not a curated record. The coding region runs from base 49 to 579 and encodes 176 amino acids. The transcript has 2 exons. Lineage: Eukaryota; Metazoa; Mollusca; Gastropoda; Lepetellida; Haliotidae.